Messenger RNA from Thermochaetoides thermophila DSM 1495, 1332 nucleotides. RefSeq lists its product as uncharacterized. Gene Ontology annotation, biological process: rRNA processing; ribosomal large subunit assembly. The coding region runs from base 1 to 1332 and encodes 443 amino acids. The transcript has 2 exons. NCBI's taxonomy places the organism in Eukaryota, Fungi, Ascomycota, Sordariomycetes, Sordariales, Chaetomiaceae. Gene Ontology annotation, cellular component: nucleolus. Gene Ontology annotation, molecular function: 5S rRNA binding. The record is from RefSeq and is a predicted model, not a curated record.
AUGGCCGUCCUAAAGCCCCUGACGGGCGACAACACAGAAGCGCCCAAGCAGCACAGCCAGCCGUCAAGGAAAGGCAAAAAGGCAUGGCGCAAGAACAUCGACUUGACCGAGGUCGAGCAGGGCCUCGAGGAGCUGAAUGAGCAAAUCAUCAAGGGUGGUGUCAUUGCUGAGAAGCCAUCCGAGGAGCUCUUCACCAUUGAUGUGGAGGGAGAUGCAUCGCUCGAGAAGCGCUUCUCGAAGCACAUCAAGAAGGGCCUGAAGGCCGACGAGAUUAUUGCGCAAAGAUCUGCUCUUCCUGCUGUGUCUGUCCGCAAACGUGCCGGUGAUGAACCGGCUUCCAAGGUCUCCGACGGCAUCCUGCCCGUCAAGCGGCAAAGAACCAACUACAUCACCCAUAAGGAGCUCAUCAGGAUAAAGAAGGUCGCCGAUGGCGAACAUGAGACAACCGUCGAUAUUGUCGACGCCACAUAUGACCCCUGGGCGCAAGACCCGAUCGAGCCGAAGAAGCAGGACCCAGUACGGCCUGUCUUGCCAAAGCCUGACCCGUUGAAGAAGCCCAAAACUCUCGAGCAGAAACCGAUUUCUUUGGCCGCGAAUGGAAAGUCAGUCCCAGCGGUCCCAAAACCCACAGGUGGCUACAGCUACAAUCCAGCUUUCACCGACUACCAACAACGGCUCAUGGAGGAGAGUGAAAAGGCUAUUGAGGCCGAGCGCAAGCGCUUGCAGGAACUCGAACUCGAACGUCAGAAGAUGGAGGCCGCUGCCCGGUCAGCGGCUGAAGCUGAGGCGGCAGAGGCACGGGCAGAGAUGUCCGAAUGGGAGGAUGACUCUGCUUGGGAAGGAUUUGAGAGCGAUGGCGAGGGUCUCAACAUCAAGGCCAAGAAACCGCGGCGCAAGACCAAGGCAGAAAGGAACCGUAUCAAGCGAAGGAAGGAAGAAGAGCGGAAGAGGAAGCAUGAAGAAGCAAUGAAGCGCAAGCAGCAACAGCUGGAGCAGGCCAAGAAGAUCGCGGCCGAGGUGGAGGAGCGGGAGCGGCAGCUGGCGCUGCAGAAGAUCGAGAUGUCAGACGACAGCGAGGAGGGCGACGACACGGUGCUGCGGCGCAAGCAGUUGGGCAAGUUCAAAUUGCCUGAAAAGGACCUGGAGCUGGUGUUGCCCGACGAGCUGGAGGAUUCUCUGCGGAGACUUAAACCCGAGGGCAACCUGCUCAAGGAUCGCUACCGCAGCAUGAUUGUGCGCGGCAAGCUAGAGGCGCGCAGGAAGAUUCCGUUCAGGAAGCAGGCCAAGACGAAGCUUACAGAGAAGUGGACAUUUAAGGACUUCAGGAUUUAA